AUCAAUUAUGCUGGAUGUAGGUAUUUUCCUUCGUCCUCCUUAAUCCCUAUUUUCUUUGCAAUCCAAAGCUGUUUAGACUCAUAAUAAUCAAAGUGAAGAAUGCUCUUUGGCGAACAAUUGAAUCGAGUUAUCACAAUUCACAAGACCCAUGCGUUAUAGGAACUGCCCUUGCGUACAAGGGUUUGCCGUUUUUAUAAUAAUUACUUUGAAACGGAAAGUCAUAAACCCCUCUCAAACCCACCAAAGCUCACUCAAAUUCAUAGCUUCCCUAGAGAGAGAAAGUUAUAGAGAGAAAGUUAGCAAUGGCGGCUCAGCUUCCAGAACAUUUCAAAUGUCCGAUUUCGCUGGAAAUAAUGUCCGACCCGGUCAUCCUCUCUUCGGGUCACACCUUCGACCGUUCUUCAAUUCAACGCUGGCUCGACGCCGGUCACCGCACCUGUCCAAUUACCAAACUGCCCCUCCCCGAUCACGAUCCCCUCAUCCCCAACCACGCCCUCCGAAGCUUGAUUUCCAACUAUGCCCCCAUUUCCCCUCUCCACCACCCUCCGCCGCCGCAUCCCCAAACCCUAAUCUCCACCCUCACCUCUCCCUCCUCCUCCGUCCACUCCAAAAUCGAGUCGCUACGCCAACUCGCCCGCCUCUCCAAGCGCGACUCUUCCUUCCGCCGUCGUCUCACCGAGUCCGGCGUCGUGCCGGCGGUACUCUUCUGCAUAGACUCCGGCGACGACUCCCUCCGGGAGAAAGCCCUCUCACUCCUGCUGAACCUCAGCCUUGACGACGACAACAAGGUGGGCCUGGUGGCGGAGGGCGUGGUCGGCCGCGUCGUCGCCGUUCUCAUGGCCGGCGCCUCCGAUUGCCGCGCCGUGGCGGCUACUAUGCUGACGAGCUUGGCCGUGGUGGAGGUGAACAAAGCGACGAUCGGUGCGUACCCGCAUGCGAUUGAAGCUCUGGUAUCCCUCGUGCGGGACGGUAAAGGGAGAGAGAAGAAAGAAGCGGCGACGGCGCUUUACGCUAUAUGUUCUUUCCCUGAUAAUCGGAGAAGAGCGGUGGAAUGUGGGGCCGUCCCUGUUUUGCUUCGAAGUGCUGAUUCUGGGCUUGAAAGGAGUGUUGAAGUUGUUGGGGUUCUGGCUAAGUGUAAGGAAGGGAGAGAGAAAAUGGAAAGGUUUCAUGGGUGUGUGAAUAUUCUGACUCGGGUUUUGAGGAAUGGAAGCUCCAGGGGGGUUCAGUAUGCUCUGGCGGCUCUCAAUUCCCUCUGUUGUAACAGUGAAGGAAAUGUUCUGGAGGCCAUGGAAGCAGGGGUUUUGGAAAUUUGUCUCGGGUUGCUGGAGGAUGAUAAUGAGAAGGUGAGGAGGAACUCCUCAUGUUUGAUUCAGGUUCUGCGUGGCAACCAUCGGAUGAGUUCAUAGGAUGGAUGGAGUGGAAAAUUAUCAGUUUUGAUACAGAAGAUUUGUUGUCCUCUGUGAAGGUGAGAUGGGUUUUUUUUUUUUUUUUUUUUGUUUAUUGAAUUAUAUAUUGUUGGGUACCUACUUCCUGUACAAAAUGAAACAUCAAUUUUUUGUUGUAAUAGGGUUCUUUUGUAUGUUGUACAUUUGAAAUAAGAAUUGAUGGGCUAUCUCUCCCUCUCUCUCUUGUUAGCUGUUAUAACGAAGAAAGUUUCUUAUUGAUCCUCUGAAAAUUGGAUGUAAUGCUUCGCUGUUUGAAUUUUUCUCUUGGGUUCGAAGCUAUCCUGCGGUACUGGUUUAACACUUCAACAUCUUGUUGCAAUGUUAUUUUCCAGUUAUUUCAAAUGUGUAUAGGCAAUAAACUAAUAGUGUUCAAUGAAACAUCUGUGGGGUGGAUCUUUAGUUACCCAGGCAAGAAGCACUCUCACUCAAAACGUAUGCUUGGCGAAGAUCAUAUCCCACCAGCUUAAACCAGAAUUUGCAGUCAGUAUUUAAAAUUUUUCAGGUGCAGCUUCUCACUAAGCCAUAUAAUUAAUGCAUGGAUGAAAUAAAUUACUAAUGUAUGAAAUUUUAGUAAUCCAUGUCAUGUAAUUAGUUCUUAAUUCUUAAUAUUUU
This is a messenger RNA of Gastrolobium bilobum, 2057 nucleotides long. Its product is annotated as U-box domain-containing protein 8-like. Bases 303 to 1406 code for a protein of 367 amino acids. Gene Ontology annotation, molecular function: ubiquitin-protein transferase activity; protein binding. Gene Ontology annotation, biological process: protein ubiquitination. Gene Ontology annotation, cellular component: cytoplasm; nucleus. The transcript has a single exon. NCBI's taxonomy places the organism in Eukaryota, Viridiplantae, Streptophyta, Magnoliopsida, Fabales, Fabaceae. The record is from RefSeq and is a predicted model, not a curated record.